UUCUGCUGGUGCCUUCCGGUCGCCAUGGCGACGGGGCGCCUGGGGGUCGGAGAGACGCUAGGGGCCCUCAACACCGCCCUGGGGCCUGGCGACCCCGUGUGGUUCAAGGAGACGCGCGCCCGCCACCUGCGUGCCCGAGACUUUCUGGCGCCGCGGCCCGCAUUACAAGCUCGCUUCGGGGACGGACAGGUGCCCGAGCGUGUGGUCCGUGCAGUCGCCGGCCUGCAGGGCCCCGGCGUGGCCCCGGUGCUGCGCUGCACGUCGACCCCCGCGGGUCUAGCGCUCCAGCUGCAGCGGCCCGCCGUCUUCGAGCGCGUGCUCGGCGCCGUGGCCGCCUAUGUCGCGCCCGCCGCGCCCGCCGCGCCCGCCGCGCCGGGCCCGCGCAUCCUCCUCCACUGCCCGGCGCUGCGCAGCGCCCCCGGCGCGCUCCGCCUGAGCCAGCUGCGCGCCGUGCUCGUGGCCGAUCAUUUGGCGCGAACUCUGCGCGCUCACGGGGAGAGUGUGCGCCUCGUCCCCGCCGUGCGAGACCCGCACAUGCCGACCUUCCUGCAGCAACUGCGCGUGGACUGGCCCGCUGCUUCGGAGAGAGCCGCCACCGAAGCCCUGAGGAACCGCGCGCUUGCAGAGCUUAGCCCUGCCCAGGAGCGGGGAGCCCUGCCCCGCGGCGUCCUGGGCACAGUGUGCCUGAAGGAGCUGGUGCAAGAACGGGGACGCGCAGCUGGCUAUGACCCCAACCUGGACAAGUGUCUGGUGACUGAGGAUCUGCUCUCGGUGCUAGCCGAGCUGCAGGAGGCUGCGCGCUGCUGGCCAGGGGACAGCCCUCCAUCCCUGGCUGCGGCCCCAGAUGCUAACGCAGACCGCUGCAUGGUUGUGCACGUGGUGAGCUGUGAGGAGGAGUUCCAGCAACAAAAGGUGGACCUGCUUUGGCGGAAGCUGGAUGACCAGGCUCCGCUCACACAGAAGCACCUGGUCUGUGGCCCAGUGAAAGUGGCUGGUGCACCCAGCACCCUCACCGCCCCUGAGUACUACGAGCUCCGGCACGCCCAGGUGUGCAAGGCGUCGGCAGUGAAGCACGGCAGGGACCUGGCACGAGACCCAGCCUGGACAGAGGUCUUCAGCGUUCUCUCCGUGGCGACCAUCAAGUUUGAGAUGCUCAGCACAGCCCCGCACGGUCAGCUUCUCCUGGCCCUGGCCGACAGCAGCAUUUCCACAAAGGGCACCAAGAGCGGCACCUUCGUCAUGUAUAACUGUGCCCGUCUUGCCACACUGUUUGAAGGGUACAGGCACAGCAUGGAACAAGGUCUGUACCCCACUUUUCCACCUGUGAGCAGUCUCGAUUUCUCAGUGCUACAGGAUGAGGGUGAGUGGCUCCUGCUCUUCAAUGGCAUCCUCCCCUUCCCAGACCUGCUGAGCCAGACAGCAGCCCUGGCAUGCACAGCCCCAGGGCUGCACACGACCGCACGCACAGAGACGAUGUGCAAGUUCCUGGUACAGCUCAGCAUGGAUUUCAGCUCCUACUAUAACCGCAUACACAUCCUAGGGGUAAGUGCACAGCAAAACGGGGUGGGGGGUUGCGGGGGUGCAAGGGAAGCAAAGGACGAGACCAGCAGGCCCUUCCUCUCCAACAGGCACCUCGACCACACCUGUUUGGUCAAAUGUUUGCCCGUCUCCAGCUUCUGCGGGCCGUGCGUGAAGUGCUUCACACCGGCCUAGCCACGCUGGGCCUCCCUCCGCUGAACCAUAUCUAAGGCCACAGAGACCCCAAAUAUCUAGGAAUGUUUACAGAGUCAUCACCUGAAAAAAAGAUACACAGAUUUUGUUAGGGACCUGAAACCAAAAAUAAACUACUUCUAUUAUAAAGCCUGGUCCUAUUAUACGCAGUAGGGCAUAUUUUUGG
Messenger RNA from Panthera uncia (snow leopard), 1897 nucleotides. It is a transcript of the gene DALRD3, whose product is annotated as DALR anticodon binding domain containing 3. The record is from RefSeq and is a predicted model, not a curated record. Gene Ontology annotation, molecular function: arginine-tRNA ligase activity; ATP binding; tRNA binding. Gene Ontology annotation, biological process: arginyl-tRNA aminoacylation; tRNA C3-cytosine methylation. The transcript is spliced from 11 exons. The coding region runs from base 25 to 1713 and encodes 562 amino acids. Lineage: Eukaryota; Metazoa; Chordata; Mammalia; Carnivora; Felidae.